Molecule: messenger RNA, 324 nt
Organism: Durusdinium trenchii
Lineage: Eukaryota; Dinophyceae; Suessiales; Symbiodiniaceae
Source: the annotation of a GenBank genome assembly
AUGCUGUGUUCCCUGAGGCACUUGGAUGAGCCGUUCUUCGAGCGCAUCACUCCUCGUCUACUUCAACAGCUCCUGCCGCAUCUGCAAGGCCUCUCCGACGGCACGUUACUUCGAGUUCUCGACGCCUUGGCCAAAGCACCGCCAAAGGAGAGUCCUGAGAGCUCGUCGGUGAAUAGCCCACUGGAGCAAGCACCUGCGGCGUUCAAUGCUGCGAUCGCAGAGGUGGUCUCCUCUGGAAAGUGGGAUUUGCGGAAGGUGAUCUCUGCGUUCUCUUGUGUUGGCCGCCUUGGAUGGUAUGACGAGCACACGGUGGCUGAAGUAUGA